AACAAAAUGUAAAUAACACAAAAAAUAUCUUCGAUACUUUUUUGUUCUAAAAAUUUUGUAUUUAAUGCCUGAAUUUUUUGCGAUUCGAUUUAUUAUUUCAGAAAUAUAUCUUAUUUUACAUAAUCGUGAGAAACAAUUAUUAUCUAGCGAUCACUCGUAAUGGCGGAUAAUGAGACAAUAGCCGGAACAGAGGACGAACUUGAACAUCAUCCCGGUGUGAUUUUUCCGCAUUUGCAAGAUCUCGAGAAAAGGUUCUUCGAAAUUGUCACCGACGGAAGCGUCACCGAAGCACGAUUAUUCCUGGAGAAACAUCCGGAUUUCAAUAUAAACGCCAUCAAUUUUCAAGGUGUUAGCGCGCUGCAUAUUGCAGUUAACGAGAGAAACACGGCGAUGGUCGAGUAUCUGUUGUCUCAUCCAGAUAUCGAUCCCGGCGACACGCAUCUGCACGCAAUCAAAGAUAAUCAAGGGAGAAUUGCUGUGCUGAUAUUGAAUAAGCUGAAUGAAUUGACGCCGGGCUUCGAAUACGCCGGUGUCACUCACAGCCCUGAUUUCCCGGACGAUACAACGCCGCUCGCGGUGGCGGCACAAUACGGGCGCUUCGAGAUGAUUGAUAUGCUCAGAUUCCGACGUCACAUUCUGCAGAAACCGCAUCCGCCUAGUUGCAACUGUGACGAGAUUUGCAAACCGGAAAGAGAAAAAGGUGAUAUCGUGACUAUGGUAAAAAUGAGAUUGUUUAUGUAUAAGGCAAUAUCGAAUCCAAUAUACAUUUGCCACACCGAAGAAGAUCCGAUCUUAGAAGCUUUUAAAUUAUCGGUCGAGCUUAUUAAAGAAGCUUCGUUUGAUAAAGAGUUCUAUCCUGAUUACAUGGCAUUGUCCGAUGAGGUGUCUCAAUUCGCCACAGACUUGAUCGGAUGCGCUCGUACCGCCGAAGAAGUCGAAUGUGUAUUAAGACAAAUCGCUGGUUUCGGCCGUACCUCGACUUUCGAAUAUCCCCGACUCUUACUAGCUUUAGAUUGCGAGCAAAAAACCUUUGUGGCUCAUCCGAAUGUACAACAGCUCGUUGAAAGCAAGUGGAUUGGCACGUGGCAUGAUUGGAAGGUCAGAAGCACGUGGUUGAAGUGCUUGACGGUAAUUCCGCGGAUCGGCAUGCUACCAAUCAUGGCGUUCGUUAUGUUGCUCGCACCGAACUCGAAACAAGCCAAGUUCUAUGAAAUCCCGGUUAAUAAAUUUCUCUCCUCCGUGGCGAAUUACCUGAUAUUUCUCACGUUCGUGUUUUUGCAAUCGCGUAGCGACAAAACUGAACAGCUUCGCGGACCACCCAAUACUGGAUACGAAUGGGUUCUCGCUAUUUACGUGAUAUCAUACGCAGUUGCAUUCGUUCGACUCUGCAUUGUGGAUGGUCUGAUUAGAUGCUUUAGAACACGUACAAACUGGUAUGAGCUUGUUAUGCUCGUGCUGUUCAUUCUGACAUUUCUCUUCUGGAUAGUUGCCGCAUUGGACGUUAGAAUAAAUGGUCAACGUGACUUAGAAAGAAAAUACUGGCACAAAUACGAUCCGACUUUGAUAGCGGAAGGGAUAUUUUGUGUCGCGGCAAUUAUGGCCUUCUUUAAAUUGUUGUUUAUCUGUCAGUUAGAUUAUGAUCUAGGACCUUUGCAACUUUCUUUAGUUAAAAUGAUCAGAGACGUUGGCCAUUUUGUCGCGAUAUUCGGUAUCAUUGUUAUGGCAUUCGCAGUUGGAUUGUGCCAUCUCUAUCAGUAUUAUAACGGAAUGGUGCAGACUGAUGACGAAUCAAAACUGAAGACGGAGCAAGAAAGUUCCUUCGUCGAUUUCAAGUCCACUCUAAAGACUCUCUUCUGGGCUGUUUUCUGCAUGAGUCCCGUAGAAAGCGCCGAUGUGAUCAUCGAAAAUCUUCCAGGUGAAAGGGAGUCAGAGACAAUAAUCAAUCAUCAUAACUUCACCGAAUUUAUCGGCUAUCUUGCUUUUGCCAGCUUCCAAUUUAUUUCCGUGGUAAUCGUUUUGAAUAUGCUAAUUGCGUGUAUGGCGAAUACUUUCACCAAAGUGACUGAUAACGUCAAUGUGGAGUGGAUCUUUGGUCGCACUGAAGCUUACGUCGAUUUCAUGCUCACAACAACGCUCCCACCUCCAUUCUGCAUUUUCUCGAUUUUCACGGGAUUGCGACCAGUGAUUGAGUACAUAAAAAUAUUGAUUAAACCGCCACCUGGCAAACGGGCACGAUGGGAUUUUAUAAAUUGUUGCUACAUAGAGGAUCUAGAAGAAAAAAAGGACAAUCGAUUCGCAGAAGUCAUGACGCAACUGGUGCAACGUUAUCUUCGUCAACACGAAAAGAAAGUGGAAGAAACGGACGUGCAAAAGCUGAGAAACGAACUGAUAGAAUUCAGCAAUAUUCUGAAGGAGGCUCUUAGUCCAUCUUAAAAGAUAUUUUAUUGAUAUUUCAUCUCAAAGAGACAUUUCUAUUUACGUCUUCAUAUUAAUUUCGUAAUUCUUUGCACAGUAUGUAUCAGAAAGCGUGACAAAACUUAAAUAUCCGUAACAAA
Wasmannia auropunctata (little fire ant) is the source of this 2555-nucleotide messenger RNA. RefSeq names its product short transient receptor potential channel 5-like. The transcript is spliced from 12 exons. Bases 160 to 2433 code for a protein of 757 amino acids. Gene Ontology annotation, cellular component: cation channel complex; membrane. The record is from RefSeq and is a predicted model, not a curated record. Gene Ontology annotation, molecular function: inositol 1,4,5 trisphosphate binding; store-operated calcium channel activity; protein binding. Gene Ontology annotation, biological process: calcium ion transmembrane transport; regulation of cytosolic calcium ion concentration; manganese ion transport. Lineage: Eukaryota; Metazoa; Arthropoda; Insecta; Hymenoptera; Formicidae.